AUGGAUAGAGCUAAAAAAAUGAGCGCUGAACGAUCUUAUGGAGAUCUCAGUUAUGAUCAGGAGGAAAAGUCUGCGUUGCUUUGGGCUCUUGGUGUCGGCACCUUCAUUGGAGUUUGGCCGUUUAAUUUUUUGUAUCUUCAUUAUGGUGCCCGGCUGGUCUUUUUCGGUGCCGGUUUGUUGUCUGCGCUUUCCACUGUUGUCAUACCAAUUGCCGCGUACAUGGGCCUUGGCUGGUUUAUUGCAGCUAGGAUUGUUCAAAGUCAGCUCUCACAUGAGUAUAUGCGUUUUACGUUACGGAAGCGAAGCUUACAAAAGAAGAAGCUACAGAUCCGGAUGAGACGAAAAAAUUGA
This is a messenger RNA of Gongylonema pulchrum, 351 nucleotides long. NCBI's taxonomy places the organism in Eukaryota, Metazoa, Nematoda, Chromadorea, Rhabditida, Gongylonematidae. The record is from the annotation of a GenBank genome assembly.